UUUUGUGCAGACCUUCGAUCUAAAUAUUAAAUAUAGAGAGAGAGUACUAGUAGCGAAUGGUUUUUGUGCAGACCUAAUAUAUAGAGAGAGAGAGUAGCAGAGAUGAAUGCAAGAUCAUCAGAUCUACAGAUUGCUGUCACUCUAGCGUUGCUUAUUUUAAGUUGGUCAUGCCGAGGGGAAGCUUAUUUGACAAUAACCCCCACUGUGGCUUGUCCUGAUGACACUGUCACCUUCACCUGCACUCUGCCUGGUAGCUUUAUACAAUGGGAUAUCACUCCACUGCAAGGGGCCCGGUUCAGCAUAUUUUUACGUUUUAAUAAUGAUGAUGCCACAGAAGGUAUUCCAGCAUUCCGUGGUGUUCGCAAUGACACGAGUGAAAAUAAUGUCACUGCCACUCUCACUUCACUGUCCGAGGCCUCCAUUGUGGAGGGUUUUAUGGUGGAGUGUAUUGGGGCUAGCUCACGAGAAGGUCCUCUUCCCAUUACUGUUGCUGAUCCACCCUCCCCUCCCUUGAGUCCAAGAGUCUCCUUCACUCUAAACCAACCCAGCUACUCUAAUACUACCCUGGAGUGGGGCCCUCCCUCCUCUACUGGCAGUGUGUCUGUCAACUAUGUCGUUACUAUCUCCCCAACACCUUUGUCCGGGUCACCAGUCACCGUGGAGGCCAUCUCGGCACAGAUAACUGUCUCCUACAACACUCUCUACAAUGUGACUAUCAGAGCUGACAACUGUGCAGGAAUGAGCCAAGAGAGUUUAAUUAUGGAUCUAAUUGUGUGCCCCACACCGUCUACUGCUGCUGAUGUGACUAUCACCAACACACCUCCUGUCACUAUUGGUGGAUCCAUGCUCACCUUCACUUGCAGAGACAGUGAAGUGAUAACCUCAACCUGUGGCAGUAGUGGGUGGUCUCCUGACCCUGGGACCUUUGACUGCAGCAGUCCAGUUACAGAUCCCUCGGUCACCUGUGACUCUCCAACAGUACCGUACAAUGGCACUGUGGACAUCAAUGGUAUGGAAACACCACCCUUCUCACUGGGUUCACAGGUCAUCUAUCGCUGUGAUGAUGGACUGUUCCCCCUUGAUGUGAGGACCAGCACAUGCACUGAUGUAGGGGGUAGGGGAGAGUGGGUGGAGAAUCCUGGGAGCUUGGUAUGCAGAGUGAGUCCAGUCAACUGCACUGUUCCUGACGAGCCCUUAAACGGGACUAUAGUGAACUACAAAAGGUUGAACGAGACAGUGUUGGAGGGAACAGUGCUGACUUACCAGUGUGACAAUGAACUCUCACUGACUGGGCCCAACACCAUCACUUGCAAUAAUGCUGGAGAAUGGAGCACUGAACCCGAAGCAAUCAUGUGUGUAGUUAGGACUGAAGGUACUGGCAUUGGACCUAUAGUAGUAGGUGGUGUUGUUGGUGGUAUACUGGUGGUUGUGUGCCUCGUGGUCAUUGUGGUGAUUGCCCUGCUGUUACUGAGGAGACAGAAAUCAGAUGAGCUCAAUGAAGAUGUUGUGGAAAUGUCGGGACUUCAGGGAGACUACAGUGAGCUGAGGCAUGACGGUCCAAGGAAUUCAAAGAAAGCCCAACCUCCUCCUCCUGACUCUGAGGGUUACAGCAGAGUCAAUCGUAGUCCGGAUGCUGGUGCACUAACUUACGAUGAGGUGGUCCUGAACUCAGACAAUAAAAUAGAAAUCAACUCAGAAGGCUACAGUACAAUGAACACUGGACAGACUCAGAGACUACCCGGCUAUGGCCAGCUCGGCAAUGUGGCUACAGUGGAGCCAGUGGUAUAUGCUGCCCUUAGCUCCAGCCAGCCCCACAAGAAAGGCAGCAACACGACUGCCACAGUGGACCAGCACCAGGUCACCUACGCUACUGUGGAUGUUGCUGCCACCAGCAGGAAACAUGCCAAAGCAGCCAUUCUCCCCACCAGCCCAACAGCCUCAGCCCCAGCCCUGCCUGAUGUGGACAAGCUCCUGGACAUUGACCAGGCCUUGGUCCAAAUCAGGUCAAUGGACCACAAAUGGAGGGAGCUAGCAGAGACUAUGAGGCUGCCUGAAACAAUGAUUGAACAGAUUGAGGAUUCCUGUGGGGUCAACCAUGGUGGGUGUUUGACAGAGGUGAUCGACCAGUGGAUGAGGAGUUGCUCUGGGCGACCAACCUGGAGGGAGCUGUCUGGUCAUCUCAAUAAUAUCAGAGAGGAACAACUGUCACAAGAACUCAUGACUAUCUACGAUACUGGUCGUCUCCCAGUGGAGUUGAACAUGAAGGCAGUACCAAGUACCGUGUACAAGUACGACCGAGCCCCUCCCCCUCCCCUUCCCUCUCGAUCACCCACAACGACAGAUGACAGUCCCGGACUACCAAAGCUUCCCUCACGUCCCCCUAAAGCAGCUGGUGCGGCAAUGGUUCCAGCCCGUCCCCCUAAAUCAGCCCAUAGCAAUGAACCUCCAGUACCUGCACGUCAGUCCAAGCAAUAUGCGAAGCAUUAGGUACUGGAGGUACUGGAUCAUAACUUGUUAGUGCAAGAAUCAACUCAUAUCCUUUAGGUGACAUAUUUUCAUAGGUAGUAGCUGCUAGGUGUGUGGUAGAAUACAACAAACAUUUUAGUGUUAGCACAAGAAUCAACUCAAUACAUGAACUCAUUGACAAGCUUAUUAUCCCCCAUAGUUUAGUCACAAUCACUUAAUUGUCAGCUUACAUGUUUAACAUGUUAAGAAAGUUUUAGGUUAUUUCUCUCAAUUCACAAACAUUUUUUGCUCGAUCACUGCUUAUAAUUAUCAAGAACAUUAUUUUGUGCACAUACAAUUAUAGUGUACUGUACAUGUCUGCUGUCUGUUGGUUGAUGGACAUAAUAAUGCUGAGCAGUCAACAUA
This is a messenger RNA of Halichondria panicea, 2871 nucleotides long. RefSeq lists its product as uncharacterized. Gene Ontology annotation, biological process: signal transduction. NCBI's taxonomy places the organism in Eukaryota, Metazoa, Porifera, Demospongiae, Suberitida, Halichondriidae. The transcript has 17 exons. The record is from RefSeq and is a predicted model, not a curated record. The coding region runs from base 103 to 2487 and encodes 794 amino acids. Gene Ontology annotation, molecular function: protein binding.